CUUUGACGAAAUAAUAAAUAUUUUGACGUGAAACAUAGACUUUGAGCACGCGCCAGAUAUGAUCAUUGAUAAAACGUGCAAUUGCAUUAACUUUCCGGCUUUUUACGAAGACUGAAUGCAGUCCAUGUAAAGUCGAUAACAUUAUUUUAUUUAAUCUGACGGUGACAAGUGAACGGAAGCUGACGGAAGCGCGGUUUCGCGGCAUGUUUAGCGUGACGUGACAUGUCUCCAAUUCUAUUGGUAGAUGUGCAGAGGUGAUGUACAAUAGAGCAGGUGGUCUUCUUGCUCUUGUCUACUGUUGUCCACAAUAUUGUCAGUAUGUUUCUGUUCUUCGUAUCUCGAGCUUAGUAGUUUGUAGUCGUGGUGAGCCCGGGGAGGGAGGUACGACAAUAGAGUUUUUGGAUCUGUGUUCAUAAGAAAAAAACUCUAUAUUGACGGAUUUUCAUUUGUUUACUGCUGUGUGUUAGUGAGCAGUCAAGGCUUUAAUUGUGUGAAUUGUGCGGAGUUUAUCAAUUACAAUGGAGGUAAAUUGGUUACCAGAGCAAGUUUUGGAUUAUAUAAUUGUGCCUCUUCAUGAGCAUUUGGCUCCUAUAUUGGACCGAUUGGCUACCAUCGAACGAAAAAUGCAAGAGUUCGAUGAAAUGCAACAGAAAAUGAGACGAUUUGAAGAAAUGGAAGCAAAACUACAACAUUUGGAAGCUGUUGAAACACGAAUGCUGCAGCUGGAAGCAUCACUGCAAAGAGCUUUAGGCACUUUCUUGCCUCGUGUCGAGCAAGUAUUAGAGGGAAUGGAAGAUUGCCCUUCAAUCAGUGCAAGGUCUUCAACAAACAGAGGAGCUUCUAAUACACCAGUUGUAGAAUCAGUGAUAGAGGCAGCAAAAGUAGGAGAUAUUGAAUCCAUACAACAUUUCAUUUCACAAGGUGCACAUCAAAAUGAGUUUGAUGCAUCAAUGGAAAAUGCUUUGUUUCAUGCAGUGCGCAAUGGACACAUUGAGGCUGUGAAAGUGCUCCUCGAAGCAGGUAUUGAUGCAAAUGCCGUCAAUAUCCGGGAACAGACAUCUCUGAUGUUGGCAGUUCAUGCUGGCCACAAAGAUAUUGCUGAAGCUCUGCUAGAACACGGUGCGAACAUUGACAGUGAUGAUGAUGAAGGUGCCACUGCAAUAUGGUAUGCAUCUUCAACAGGUCAAUCUGACAUAGUGGAAAUGUUGAUCAAGAAGGGAGCAAGUAUUGAUUUUGGACAGAGUUAUGAGGAUCCAUUCACUACAACUUUGGAAGUAGCCGCACAAAAUGGUUAUGCAGAAACGGUAAAAACAAUUUUGACUGUUGGUUCUGGAUGGUUUGUAUCAGAUCUGGAAGAUGCCCUCUGCAUCACAGAUUCUCCAGAUGUGGUGUGGGCAAUUGCACGUGCUAUUCCACACGAGUUUUGGGGUGAGGUUGGUGCACGUGCAGUGAUGAGCGCCACAAGAGACGGUCGAUGCAACGCUUUGGAAGCAAUGCUACAGGCAGGAGCUCCCACCACUCAAAGAAAUAUGAAUGGGCUCACACCACUGCACUGUGCGUCUUCUCAUGAGAACACUGCUGCUAUUCUCUCUCUGGUAGUGAACGGUGCAGACAUAGAAGCAUCAGACAAUAAGGGACGCACACCACUGCAUUUAGCUGCUAUUCAUGGGAAAGAAAAAUCAGUGCGUGCACUUCUCGCUAAGCAGGCAAAUCGGCAUGCAGUUGACAAAAGAGGAAGAACACCAUUUGAUGCUGCAACUAGCGACACUGUUCGUGAUCUUCUCGAUGACAUAAUUUGAUAAUAAUGGAAACUUUUUAAUUCUGGGCCUUAAGUUGAGAACCUAUAGGAAGUCUGUGAGCUAUACUUAAAGCCAAAUUGACGAAUUGUCAUGAACUUGACAAGAUAAGAAUACAAAAUGAGACUAACUAGUUACAGAGUAUAUAUUCCUUAAAGUAGCUGAUUUUGACUAUGGUUUUCAAGAGGCUGCGACAUCACAUGUUCUCUUAUGUUUUCAUGCAGUUGAGAAGAAGGUGAACACAGAUCGAUUUGGCUAGGAAAUUUGCUAAUGAUAUACUCCUCAAAGUAUAUUGAAAAUAGCCAAAAUAUUUGUUUCUGUUUGAGUUGGGCAAUAAAUAUAUGACCGUUGUGUGUAGGGGAGGUUCAACAAACAUUAUCGAAAACGAGGCUGUGAUAAAUGAAAUACUUCAUGAUGAUUUUAGAGAAAGGAUGAAGUAACAAUCUGCUUUUGCCUGCUCUGCCAAUAUGUUGUGAGCAUGUAAUCUAUUUCCAGCACUUGCAAAUUUUUCUCUUACAAACUAUUUUUAAUACAACUUUGAAAAAUGCAUGUUUGGAAUUCACUUCAUUUUUUUGUGAUAUUAGAUUUCCCCAUUUUAAUGUGAUAUAAAUUUUAUUGUUCUUUUAACUGUGUCACACAUGUGGAGUUACUGAAUUUUAAUGUUGCUUCAAACUUUUUUUUUUUUAUCAUUAUCAAUUUCAGUAUUCUGUUUUCAAUUCUUUUUUCUUCUUCAUUUUUUAAUACCGAAUGUAUCUAAAUUUUCAAAGAUGUUUGUAGGUAUUGCUGAAAAUCAAUAACUUUUCCAACUGCAAAGAGAUGCUUUUUUGCAUUUAUCUAAGUGAUAAUGCUUUUAACCUGACAAGCUUUGAACAUUUUCAUUAGUUCUGUAGGUAUAGACAGGUUAAUUUUUGUAAUAUCCAAGAAGAAUUCAGAGCAACUGUUGUGAGAAGCUAGCGUAAGGAUAUAAGUUGUAAUAUUUCUAAGGAGAUCUUGAAAAUAAGGAGUAACUGAAAAAUUGCCUGCAAUUAACUUAAAUCAAAGGUUACACAAUACAAAGUAGUUCAUUAAUUCAAAUACUACUUUAAAUUAAUUAGUAAUAUUUGCAACUUACAAAUUGUUUACAAAUUUACACAAGUUGUGAAUAGUGUAUUAUUUCAGUUUUGGCAGGAAAAUGUCUUUUGUAACGUGAUUAAUACAAACUUAACUGUUGAUCGACUCAGUGCUAUUGACUUUGCUGUAUCGAAAUUUUGUUUAUUUAUCUAUACAGUAAGAUGUCGCACACUAGAUGUAGGGAGAAAUCAGAAAAUGCUGGACUUGUUACAAGAUGUAAUAUGCCUUCUGCAUGUAAUUAAAGCCAUUGAAAUGCAGGAUGUGAUAAUUAAAAGUCAAUGGUUGGACACUUGACUGGUGGGAAGUGACUUACACCAGCCUUUCAAGCCAAGAGAUUCGGACCCCCAGAGGGGAAAUUCCUCUGGCCACCCCAUUGUAAAUUUGAUCAAAAACCUUAUUCCUGAUGACAAAAGUUCCUAGUAUUCUUUUUCUGUUAUUCAUUUGUAUUCUGGAGUCUCAAAAAUAUAGAAUGGUUUUAUAGACUACCAGGAUCAUUCACAUUAGAGUUAAUAAGGUACACCUGAUCAUGUUUAGAGUAGUGUCCUCGGAGGUCUUCAAAUUUUCUUAUGAAAAUCUUACAAAGAAUGAUACUGUAAUAUGUAAAUAAGUGUAUUGGUGUACUUCAUUCUUUUUUAUUGUGAUAUAUCAAGUACAUAUCAGCCAAACCAUUUGUAUUUACUUUGCGAAUAGAUCAUUUGGCUUCAAUGCAAAACUUAAACUUACUGUAAUUUUAUUUUUAUGUAUUUAAUUUCGCAAUGCAUCACGAGUAAAAAUAAUUGAAUUCAACUAGAAUUUUUCAUGUGAGGGAGGAGUUCUAAGAGUUUUGCAGAUAAAAGGAAUGCUAUUGGAUUUGGUUUUGUAAUGUAAUAUUUUUUAAGCUUGUAUAUAGGUGUGUAUAAGUUUUUAUAUUAACAGAUGUAUUGAAACCAUGUGAAAAUUUUAUUUUUUGAGAUAAAGAGAGAAGAAAAGAAGAAAUUAUUUACACUAAUGAAAUGCUGGUACCCAAGCAAAGACCCAGGAUAGUUUUGCUUGGAAAUAUUUCAUUUGUAAUUUAUCAUUGUGCAGGAAAGUUGGUGGUGCGCAAAGAGAAUGAGGUACAAGUUUACCCCUCUGAAGCAUUCAUAGGAAGGUUAUCAGAACUUUGUGGCAAGAUUCUUUUGUAUCUAGGUUACUUCAACUAUGUUCAUGGAAAUUAUUUGCUCAAGAAAUUUGUGAAUAUCAUGAAUGCUGACUCAGGUAAUGCAAAAUGUUUGUCGUGGGGAUGAUUGUCAAUGAUCAGCCAUUUUGAUGUUCUUGAAGAUUACAUGCAUGGAUAUUUGUCUAUGAAGUAUAAGCACUUCAGCACUUUAUCAUGCAGUUAGUGUAGAAAAAUUAGGAAAGGGUAGUGAGAUGUCAACAAAAAUUCUUGCUUAACUUCUCUGACAGUGACAGUUAUAAUCUGAAGGAAGUGACAUUAAGAAUAAGUAUAGUUUUUAUUAUUAAAUCUUUGUACAUUGUUCUGCUUGAAUGAUAAGUUUGUUACUGUUUUUACAUAAAGUAAGUGAGUAAAAUGUCUUAUAAAAUUUUGAUAGACUGAUUUUAAAUUUCAAUUUUGUGUAUACUUGACAAUAAUACUCGCCUGUGUUAUUCAUAAUUAUUCUGCUUAGUAGCUUUGUAAUAGGUUAUAGUUAAUCUCCCAAUCAAGAGUGGUAUAUUUUUCUCAGAUGUUAAAAACAAGUGUUUCAUGUAGGAUGAAUGAAAGUAGAUGUUCUUUAUUUUAUUUGAAUCUGAAUAAAAACUUAUGAAGUGAUACA
Messenger RNA from Gryllus bimaculatus (two-spotted cricket), 4699 nucleotides. The record is from the annotation of a GenBank genome assembly. Lineage: Eukaryota; Metazoa; Arthropoda; Insecta; Orthoptera; Gryllidae.